AUGUUUCGCCUAGCGAACGCUUUCCUUGCGGCCGCGCUCACCGGUGCCGCCGCCACACAGAGCUCCGUGUCCUUGGCGCUGGAGAAGCGGGUGGUGGGCAAGCACACCCAGGGCCAUGGCUCUGGUGCGCAGCACAAGAUGGCCUACUUUGGCACCAUUCAGGUGGGCAACCCCCCGCAGAACUUCACGGUGGUCUUUGAUACUGGCAGCGGCAAUCUCAUCGUGCCUGGCAAGAACUGCGGCAGCGAGGCCUGCACCAGCCACCGCCGCUUCGACCAGCAGGCGAGCCACGAGAUCAAGCCCAUCAACUGCGACGGCAGCGGCGUGAAGAGCAGCAUGGAGCCGGACGAGAUCACCAUCACCUUUGGCACGGGCAAGAUCACGGGGCAAUGCUUCUCAGACUCCAUCUGCAUCGGCUCGGCCUGCUCCACGGGCAACUUCAUCUCCUCCGUGGAGGAGAGCUACACGCCCUUCGCCUCCUUUUCCUUCGACGGAGUUCUGGGCCUCGCGCUCGACGGCAUGGCGCAGUCCAACGAGUUCUCAGUGAUGAACUUGAUGUCCAGCAGCGGCAUGCUGAAGCAGCCCAUCUUCUCGGUGUUCCUCUCGGACUCGGACUCGGAGCGCUCCGAGAUCACCUUCGGGGAUGUGAAGAAGGAGCACAUGGCCUCGGAGCUCUAUUGGGUGCCCGUGUCCGGGGAUGCCGGGUACUGGGAGGUGGCCAUUGAGGAUAUCUAUUUGGAUUCGCAAGCCCAGGGCAUCUGCAAGGGCUGCCGCGUGGCCGUGGACACCGGCACCUCCGAGCUGGCAGGGCCCUCCGACGUGAUCUCCAAGCUGGAGCAGCUGCUGGGCACCCGGGACUGCGGGAAUCUGGACGCCAUGCCAAAGCUGGGCUUUGCGGUGCGGGGGCCCAACGGGAAGCCCAAGAUCCUCAGCUUGUCCCCAAGGGACUACACCUCUGAGAUGGGCUACGGCAGCUGCAGCUUGUCGCUGAUGAGCUUGGACGUGCCGCCGCCGAAGGGCCCCCUCUUCGUCUUCGGCAUCCCAUUCCUGCAGAAGUACUACACGGUCUACGACCAUGCCAACAGCAGAGUGGGCUUCGCGGUGGCGAAGCACUCCGGGGAGACCCCGGAGAACCUCCUGGAGGUGGACGAGGAAGUGCGAGGAGGCUCCUUCCUGGCGCGGAGGAAGUGA
Molecule: messenger RNA, 1191 nt
Organism: Effrenium voratum
Lineage: Eukaryota; Dinophyceae; Suessiales; Symbiodiniaceae
Source: the annotation of a GenBank genome assembly